GCACCACAUGGCUCAAGCCGAACAAAUCACGUUCUAUACUCACGCUAUCUCUCUCUAUUGCCAAACUGUACACAUCGCUCUCGAAGAGGCAAAGGCAGAGUACACCUUGUACUAUGUCGACUUGAAAGACAAGCCUGCGUUUUUCGUUAACAAAGUCAACCCGGUCGGCAAGGUUCCUGCUCUCACCUAUGGCGGCCCCAAGGUCAGCCCGGAACAGCCCUCCCCGGAGUCCGCCAAGCUCAGGGAGUCCCGUGUCAUUCUUGAAUUCCUUGCCGAUGUCUUCCCGGACUCCGGCCUUCUGCCGCAGGAUCCUGUACUCCGCGCGAGAGCCCGCCUUUUCAUCGCCGUCUUCGAUGCACAGGUCUUCGACGCCUUCAAAGCAUACUUCUGGAUGAAUGAGCCCGUCACCAAGCUCCUCGAUGCUCUUGACGCGCUUCAGAAGCUUCUCCCCGCCACAGGAUUUGUUGCCGGCGAGAAGUGUGGCAUCGCCGACAUAGCAGUCGCGCCACUCUUGUCAACUAUGGUCGCGCUGCUCGAGAACGAUUUGGGCGUUUAUCCCGUCGGCGAUGGCAGGAAUACUCUCGAGGUCCUGCGCGGCGAGAAAUUCGCUCGCUUUAGCACGUAUAUCGACGACCUCCAAGCUCAGCCAAGCUUCAAGGCUGUUUGGAACAAGGACGCACAAGUUGCCUCUGGGAAGAGCAAUACCCGUUUUCAGCGCAAGUGAAUCAGCUUCUGUCGUGAAGUCUGUGAAAUUCUUUACUACUGCUCUCAUGCGAAGCACAAAUGGGAUAGAUCACAAGAGAGGAGAUUUGUACACAAUUGCGCAAAAUGCAUGUAUGGUCAGCAACAAC
Phanerochaete carnosa HHB-10118-sp is the source of this 851-nucleotide messenger RNA. RefSeq lists its product as uncharacterized. The record is from RefSeq and is a predicted model, not a curated record. The transcript has 4 exons. Gene Ontology annotation, cellular component: cytoplasm. Bases 8 to 724 code for a protein of 238 amino acids. NCBI's taxonomy places the organism in Eukaryota, Fungi, Basidiomycota, Agaricomycetes, Polyporales, Phanerochaetaceae.